UGUAAUGAAUGUGCAACUAUUGUUAUAGAACAAAUAAGCAUAACAAAGAUUUUGUGACAUUUUUUUCUUUUUAAGCAUACGUGUUCCUAUUAUUUGAUUUCAUAACUGAUCAAGAUUCAUAUCCAUAAUCGUAAAACUGUACUUGGUUGACGGUCAACGCUGCACAUUAGCGCCAUCUAAAGGAGAAACAUUCCACUGCACAGUUCCCAUGACAACCAUUCAACACACGGAAGUUGAGCGCUUGUGUUCGAACGAACUUCCGACGCACAGUCGGCUGCUCUGGUUCCUGACUGAAAGAUGCCCAGGUUUCGUGAGCGUCCAGGACAAGCACAAUGCCAUCCUGAGCAGAGCAGUCUGAUAGCUAACAGAUACAUCAUCCAGCAGAGACUCGGGAAGGGCAGCUUCGCCACUGUUUACCUCGUUCAAGACACAAAGACAGUAACAGCUGAGAAACUGAAGGUGCUUAAGGAGAUUCCUGUUGGAGGUCUGAAACCCAAUGAGACGGUCCAUGCCACUCAAGAGGCUCAGCUUCUCUCUCAGCUGAACCAUCCUGCCAUCCUCAAGUUCUACACCAGCUUCCUGGAGAGAGACGCCUUCUGCAUCAUCACUGAGUACUGUGAGGACAAAGAUUUGGACUGUAAGUUGGAAGAGCUGAAACGCACAGGCCAGACAUUAUCAGAGCCUCAGGUCUGUGAAUGGCUCUGUCAGCUUCUGUUGGGAGUACAUUACAUACAUCAGAGGAGAAUACUACACAGAGAUCUAAAGGCCAAAAAUAUAUUUAUAAGGAACAACAUUGUUAAGAUAGGUGACUUUGGUGUAUCCUGUCUGCUGAUGGGGUCAUGUGACCUGGCGACUACCUUCACAGGCACUCCAUACUACAUGAGCCCUGAAGCCCUCAGUCACAGAGGAUACGACUCCAAAUCAGACAUCUGGUCUUUAGGCUGUAUCCUCUAUGAGAUGUGCUGUUUGACGCAUGCUUUUGAAGGGCAGAACUUCUUGGCUGUGGUGACGCUGAUUGUGGAGGGACCUACUCCAUCCCUGCCAGAAACAUACUCACGGCAGCUCAACUCUCUAAUGCAAAGUAUGUUAGAAAAGGAUUCUUCACGGAGGAUCUCGGCAGCAGAUGCGCUGAGGAGCAGGUUCAUUGAGGAGAGCUUGCAGAGCAUGAAAGACAAGUUUUUUAGCCUGACGCUGCGAGACAAGUCGAUGCGGGGAGAGAGAGAUGCGUCGCAGAUCCUGAGAGCACUGCAGAAGAAGUUACAUUUGCAGACACUGCGGGAGAGAUCAGAGGUGCAGAAAAUGAGCCCGAGAGAACGCAUGCGGCUCCGGAAACUCCAAGCUGCAGAUGAGAAAGCACGAAAGCUGAAGCAAAUUGUAGAGGAAAAGUACCAAGAAAACCAUCUGCGCAUGCAAGAGUACAAGUCCAGAAAUUUUCAGAAAGUCAGUGUGGACGUUUUAACGGUGAGAACGGAAGAAGCAGUUAACCAGACUCAACCGAUUCAGAGUGAGACACCAAACAGAAGCUCCGAACUGUCAGAUAACACUUCUCAAAACUCUGAUAAGAUGUGCAAGUCUGUCUCAAAAGACCAUGCAAUCCCAGAGGAUCCUCAGGCGGCAGAGGCAUUUUACUCCGUGGAUGAAUUUGAGUCAUGCUCGGAGGAAGAUUCAGAUGGAGAGGAAGACUCCGAGGAUAAUCUCCCCACAAACCCUUCCUAUCAGACAUGUGGACAGGACAGUGACCUGGAAGCCAUGAUCAGACACAUGGAGAAUGUUCUGGAUGGUGAAUUGGUUGGAGCUGAAGCAGAGGAACAGAAGCCUCAGCUGGGUUCUCUAGGAGUGAGUAGCAUCAAUACAUCCAUGGCUGAGGGCAGAAUACAGCGCAUGAGAGAGUCGGUGUGUCUGAAGCUAGGAGAGGAGGUGUUCCUGAAGGUCUAUAACUAUCUGAAGCAGGCCAGGCAGAGGCAGGAGAGUGAAGAGAGCAUCAGACAGGCUCUGAUCCAGCUGGUGGAGAAGCCCGGUGAUUGCUUUGAAGUAGAUCAACUUCUUUAUUAUGAAGAGCUGCUUGUGGCGGCACAGGAAAACACUGUAAUAAGAUAACAAUGAAGCAGAUACACACACACUCACAGAUGUUAUCCGUCAACAACUAUAUAGAUCAAUUUAUGUACUUUCAAGAUCCACAUAUGAUGCAACUUCAUAUUGUGUGAGUGCAAAUCCUUUAUAAGGGUUGUGCAGAAUUCAGGCUAUAUGUCUGACCAGUAAGAAAAAAUAACAAAACAUUAUAUAUAUAUAUUCUUACUGAGUAGACAUAUAGCCUGAAUAUCUAAACUAAUCUAAAGUGUAAUGUUGUAAAAACUAUUUACACAUUUUUAUUCUGAACAACAGAAUUACAGCACCACAAGAUGUUUUAUUUUUUAUUCAUGCAUUUUGGCAUCAAACGUGCACUCCACUGUCUUCCUUUAAAACAUGCACUCCACUAUCAUCUGUAAAAUAUAAGUUAAUUAAUUAAAUAUAAUGAAAUAUGGGUCAUUUCCAUUAAAAAGAAUGGAAAUGUAUUCAUAUGUUGAUUCAUUCAUAUGUACAUGUUUUGAUGUUUAUAUGUAUCAACUUAUGGAAAUGUAUUCAUAUGUUGUGUGUUUAUGGUUAAAUCAUACUGGAAAUAGUUCAAAAGAAUGUAAAAAUGUAUCAUUAAAAACGACACUUCCUUUAAACUCAAAACACAAUGCUACAUUCUGUUUGCUAUGUAAGUUCAAUUUCAGGAUUGAGUUAGAAUUGAAAGCCAUUCUUUAUUCAAUUCUGUUUGCACAGAACUCUGAUAUUUAUGAUGUGUGAUGCAUUCAAGUCAUAUUUCAUAAAGAUUAGGUACUUAGGUCUAUACACAUUGUCCUUGUAAAUAUAAAUAAAUACAAAUGUUGAAAUGUUAUUUAAGGUAAUAUAUUGUUUUGCUUAUUUAUGUACUAUCCUGAGUUUGAGACCUGUGCAAAAAAAUGAAAUGCCCUUUACUGUGUUCACACUGUACACAUAUGAGUAUGUUUUAUGUUUUUUGCUUAAUAUUCGUUUUAACUUCUGAUGGGUCUUUCACUAGUUCAUUCUUUCACUUCUUACAGGUUUAAAAGAACUGCACUGCACUGACAUAUAACAUUUUUUCAUUGUUUUGUGGAAACCCCUGGUGUUUUAUGAUUACAGUUUUUAAUCGACUUGUUUUAUGGUGUCUGUUCACCAAAAAUUGGCUGAUUUCUCACAGCUCAGAAGUUAGUGUGCGCAGUAAAAUGAAACGGUACAAGAUCAAUAGUAGAAAACACUGAGACACAAGGACUCCAGCGCUCAGUCAGCCUUCUCUAUUGUUCUGUUUUUAUCACUGAA
This is a messenger RNA of Carassius gibelio (silver crucian carp), 3360 nucleotides long. Its product is annotated as serine/threonine-protein kinase Nek11. Gene Ontology annotation, biological process: protein phosphorylation. The transcript has 16 exons. The coding region runs from base 298 to 2097 and encodes 599 amino acids. The record is from RefSeq and is a predicted model, not a curated record. Gene Ontology annotation, molecular function: ATP binding; protein kinase activity. NCBI's taxonomy places the organism in Eukaryota, Metazoa, Chordata, Actinopteri, Cypriniformes, Cyprinidae.